Messenger RNA from Entelurus aequoreus (snake pipefish), 3862 nucleotides. RefSeq names its product ubiquitin-associated domain-containing protein 1-like. Lineage: Eukaryota; Metazoa; Chordata; Actinopteri; Syngnathiformes; Syngnathidae. Gene Ontology annotation, molecular function: protein binding. The coding region runs from base 1191 to 2492 and encodes 433 amino acids. The record is from RefSeq and is a predicted model, not a curated record. The transcript is spliced from 10 exons.
AGCUGACUAAAUACUUUUUUGCCCCACUGUACAUCUAACGCAGUGGUUCUUAACCUUGAAACCCCACCAGUUUCAUAUGCGCAUUCACCGAACCCUUCUUUAGUGAAAAAAAUAAAAUUCAAAUUCAAGGCAAACUUAUGUUUUUUUACUGGUGCACAAAAUGAACCGUGCAUGAACAUCACCUUGUUCAAAGAACAAAACCAACACUGUCCAUGAACUCACAACAAAUUACACACCUGCAAAUCAGUCUGACUUCUGCUGUUGCCGUAUCCAUAAUACGGCAAUAGGGAGAAGUUUUUAUUUGCACGAUGAGUCGGGUGUGUCUUGACACUCCGCCGAACCCCUGAGGCAGAUUCACCGAAACCCCUAGGGUUCGAUCGAACCCAGGUUAAGAACCACUGGUCUAACGUCAGCAGACAAAAUGAGUUUUUGUAACUUGCGACCUGUUUUGUAUUGUAUUAUAAUCGGUUGGGGACGUCUCUGCGCUGCUGACCUGUCUCCGCUCGGGAUGGUCUCCUGCUGGCCCCACUAUGGACUGGACUCUCACUAUUAUGUUUGAUACACCAUAGACUUGCGGCUGCAAGGCUUUUGACAAAAACAAGAAAGUUUGAUCAUGUUACGCCUAUACUGGCUCACUUGCACUGGCUUCCUGUGCACUUAAGAUGCGACUUUAAGGUUUUACUACUUACGUAUAAAAUACUACACGGUUUAGCUCCAGCCUAUCUCGCCGAUUGUAUUGUACCAUAUGUCCCGACAAGAAAUCUGCGUUCAAAGAACUCCGGCUUAUUAGUGAUUCCCAGAGCCAAAAAAAAGUCUGCGGGCUAUAGAGCGUUUUCUAUUCGGGCUCCAGUACUCUGGAAUGCCCUCCCGGUAACAGUUAAAAAUGCUACCUCAGUAGAAGCAUUUAAGUCCCAUCUUAAAACUCAUUUGUGUAAUCUAGCCUUUAAAUAGACCCCCCUUUUUUAGACCAGUUGAUCUGCCGUUUCUUUUCUUCUCUCCUCUUCUCCCCUGUCCCUUGCGAGGGGGAGUUGCAUAGGUCCGGUGGCCAUGGAUGAAGUGCUGGCUGUCCAGAGUCGGGACCCCGGGUGGACCACUAGCCUGUGCAUCGGUUGGGGACAUCUCUGCGCUGCUGACCCGUCUCCGCUCGGGAUGGUUUCCUGUUGGCCCCGCUGUGGACUGGACUCCCGCUGAUGUGUUGGAUCCACUGUGGACUGGACUUUCACAAUGUUAUGUCAGACCCACACGACAUCCAUUGCUUUCGGUCUCCCCUAGAGGGGGGGGGGGGUUACCCACAUAUGCGGUCCUCUCCAAGGUUUCUCAUAGUCAUUCACCGACGUCCCACUGGGUGUGUUCAUGGAAACCUGGAAGACCCCAAGACACUGACCCACCAUAAACUCAUACAUGUUGCUACAGAGCGAGUGCUCAGCGACAUAAAAACGGUUGCAGAUGAAAGUCUCAAGGACAAAGAUGUUCUGCUGCUUAUCAAGAAAAGGCCGCCGCCCACGCCGCCCAAAAUGGCGGAAGUGAGCGCGGAUGAAAAGAAGAAACAAGACAACAAGGCACCGGACAAGGACGCCAUCCUGAAGGCCACCGCCAACCUCAGCACUCGCCACUCGGACCGCACUGUGACACAGCACAACAUCAGAGACUUUCAGACAGAGCUCAGAAAAAUCCUGGUGUCGCUCAUAGAAGUUGCUCAGAAGCUUCUGGCCCUCAACCCCGAUGCUGUGGAGCUUUUCAAAAAGGCCAACGACAUGCUAGACGAGGACGAGGAGGAUCGCGUGGACGACACGGCCCUCCAGCAGCUCACUGAGAUGGGUUUCCCCGAGAGCAGAGCCGUCAAAGCCCUCCGACUAAACCACAUGUCCGUGACACAAGCCAUGGAAUGGCUGAUCGAGCACAUGGACGACCCCUCGGUGGACACGCCGCUGCCCGGUCAGGACCUCUCUGCCGCAGCAGCAGCCGGAGCCUCGGCCGCCGCCAACGCCGCUGCCUCGCCGGGCCCCUCGUCCUCCAUCGCAUCCAGAAGCUCCUCCUCCUCCUCGCGCCGCCGCAGCUUGUCCUCCACGGACGAGAGCAGCCGACAGGACGAACUCACAGAAAUCUUCAAGAGGAUUCGCAGGAAAAGAGAGUUCAGGCCGGACUCCAGGGCAGUUUAUGCGCUCAUGGAGAUGGGCUUUGAGGAAAAGCAGGUGAUUGACGCGCUGAAGGUCAACAACAACCAGCAGGACGCAGCGUGUGAGUGGCUGCUGGGAGACAAGAAGCCGUCCCCAGAGGACCUGGACAAAGGCAUUGACACCAACAGUCCGCUGUUCCAGGCCAUCCUGGAGAACCCUGUGGUCCAGCUGGGUUUGACAAACCCCAAGACUCUGCUCGCAUUUGAGGACAUGCUGGAGAACCCCCUCAACAGCACCCAGUGGAUGAACGACCCUGAGACAGGACCCGUCAUGCUCCAGAUAUCAAGAAUCUUCCAGACCCUCAAUCGCACAUAAGGGCGACCCCAACCCCCACCGCAAUCCACCACCACAACCACGAUCCCUUCUCCCCCUUUUGUGUGAAUGUGGCAGCUCUGUGUGUGUGUGUGUGUGUGUGUGUGUGUGUGUGUGUGUGUGUGUGUGUGUGUGUGUGUGUGUGUGUGUGUGUGUGUGUGUGUGUGUGUGUGUGUGUGUGUGUGUGUGUGUGUGUGUGUGUGUGUGUGUGUCUGUGUGUGUGUGUGUGUGUGUGUGUGUGUGUGUGUGUGUGUGUGUGUGUGUGUGUGUGUGUGUGUGUGUGUGUGUGUGAGAGAGAGAGAGUAUAUUGUUGAUACCAGAGAUGUUCUACCUAUACAGUAAAUAUUUAUAAGCGUACAGUAAAGACAAGUAUACGAAGAAAAUGUAACAUGAUUCUUAUUAUUAUUAUUAUUAUUAUUAUUAUGACUGCAGCAGCGAUACAAAGUUGCAUUUGCAAGGUAGUUUUUUUUCAUUUUAGUUUAAAGAACAAAUCAAGUUUUAUAUCACUUUGCCACCUUUAAACAAACACCAUCAAUGUUUACACCGCUAGUUGUUUAGUUUUGUUUUUUUGCAUUAUAUCAUCUUUGAAUGUGUUCAUCUUUUGGCAGCAUGUUACUCGCCACUACGCCAACAUUCAGCACAGAUAGUAUUUUUUUUUUUUUUUUUUUUGACAAUCUGGAGCAGGGCGGCAUGGGGGUGUGUUCAUGAAUGUCAGCAUGGAAGGUUUUUUCCCAGCUAUUUUUUAAGUUUAAUAGUAUGAUUAAUUUCCUGGGUUUGACAUUGUUACGGAGCCCCUAAAGCAGGGGUCGGCAACCCGCGGCUCCUUGACCACUCUGAUGCGGCUCAGCUACAUACAUGCCGACCCCCGAUUUACCCAGGAGUUUGAUGGAUCUCAGUGCCUCUCAUAGAUUACUCCCAGGGAAAAAAUUAUCCUAUUUACACUCUAAUUACUAAAUAAAGGGCGUGCCCUAACUGCACUACAGUAAUUGUCCACAAGCAUUUAUAUACAGCAUGCCAGUCCAGCCACAUGUUGCAUGUGGCUGGCUGGCUGCUGACCUAGUACGGAAGAGUUAGUGCUGCAUGGGAUUCUGGGUAUUGGUACCGUCAGUGUAAGAUGUGUGGCUGCUGAGUUAGUACGCCUUGCUGUCGCUUACGUGAACAAGCUUUUUUUGGACAUGUAUCUCGUGCGCAAGAGAAACUAUCUCGUGCGCACGAGAAACUUUCUCUUGUGCACGAGAUAGUUUCUCGUGCGCACGAGAUACAUGUCUAAAAAAAAAUUUUCCCCCAUGUCUUUUUUUUUUUUUUUUAGACAUGUAUCUUGUGCACGAGCUAGUUUCUCGUGCGCACGAGAUACAUGUCUAAGAUUUUUUUUU